Molecule: messenger RNA, 3395 nt
Organism: Dryobates pubescens (Downy woodpecker)
Lineage: Eukaryota; Metazoa; Chordata; Aves; Piciformes; Picidae
Gene: FNBP4
Product: formin binding protein 4
Exons: 17
Coding region: 40-3288 (1082 amino acids)
Molecular function (GO): protein binding
Source: RefSeq, a predicted model, not a curated record
CGUGGCCUCAGCGCUGGAGGCGCCGCUCCCGCCGCCGCCAUGGGCAAAAAAUCCCGCUCUGCGCCGGGCCGCCGGCCCAUCCUUCAGCUUUCCCCUCCCGGACCCCGUCGAGAUGAAACGGCGACAAGUCAAACAGAAGGAGCCGAUUCGGGUUCCGAAGCCGACGAACCCGAAGCGGUGGCCGAGCCCCCCCGCACUGCUCCCAACCCACCGCCCCCCACUCCCGCCGCUGUUAAGGCGACAGGAGGUCUGUGCCUGCUCGGUGCCUAUGCAGACAGUGAUGAAGAGGAGGGAGAGACCCCAGAGAAGUUGGCACGGCCAGCAGAUGCCAAUGGCAGCAACUCCUCGGACAUUGACAGCACCCUGGCAAACUUCCUGGCGGAGAUCGAUGCCAUCACAGCUCCUCCACAGCCCACUGAGCCUUCCACGGCUUCCUCUUCCUCCUCUGUGCCCCCUCCCACGCCUCCUCGCCCAGAGCCGAAGGAGUCGGGCGCUAGUCAGGCCUCCGGUGGCAGUGCCAACGGUGCGAGCUCGGCACCGGCACAGGAGUGGCAGUACGACACACAGUGCUCCCUGGCUGGAGUGGGGGAGCUGGAGAUGGGUGACUGGCAGGAGGUGUGGGACGAGAACACCGGCUGCUACUAUUACUGGAACACCCAGAGCAAUGAGGUGACCUGGGAGCUGCCCCAGUACCUGGCCACGCAGAUCCAGGGCCUGCAGCACUACCAGCACAGCAGCACCAGUGCCAAUGGCAGCUUUGUCACAGCUGCCACUGAGUUGUACCCCCAGGAGAAGGGCAUUGCCCCAGGUGGUGUUGGCCGUGGGGCCAGCCUGGCCAAGCGGGAGGUGAAGAAGGAGGUGAAUGAAGGUGUCCAAGCCCUGUCUAACAGCGAGGAGGAGAAGAAAGGGGUGGCUGCAGCCCUCCUGGCACCUCUCCUGCCUGAGCAGGUAAAGGAGGAAGAGGAGCGCUGGAGGAGAAAGGUGAUCUGCAAAGAGGAGGUUGAGCCACCCCCAGAAGAGGAGGUGAAAGGGGAAGAGGCAACAGCAGUUGCUCCUGAAGAGCCAGAGCCUAGCAGGGAUCCCCUGGAAGACACAGUGCAGGAAGAGCUGUGCAGUGUGGUGCAGUCAGGGGAGAGUGCUGAGGAAGAGGAGGAGCAGGACACCCUUGAGCUGGAGAUGGUGCUUGAGAGGAAGAAGGCCGAGCUGCGUGCCCUGGAGGAGGGUGACGGCAGCGUGUCGGGCUCCAGCCCGCUCUCCGACGGCAGCCAGUCAGCCGCGCAGGACUCCAGCCGCCGGCUGGCCUCCAAACGGGGCAAGUGGAAGCUGUUUGUGGGAGCUGCCAGCCCCGAAUCCGCCAGCAGAGGCUCCAGCAAAACGGGCCGGGAGAGCCCGGAAGCGGCAGAAGCAGCACCAAGCACAGAAGCUGCUGAUGCAAGCUCAGACAAAGAGGCAGAGCCUGAGGAGCCCCAGGAGAAAACAAAACCUCAAGGGGCACCAAAAAUAGAAGAGGAGGAGCAGGACCUAAAGUUUCAGAUUGGAGAGCUGGCAAACACUCUGACUAGUAAACUGGAGUUCCUGGGCAUCAACAGACAAUCUAUCUCCAACUUCCACAUGUUGCUGUUGCAGACAGAGACGCGCAUUGCAGACUGGAGGGAAGGUGCUCUCAAUGGAAUCUACCUCAAACGCAAACUCCAAGACGCAGCCGAACAGCUAAAACAAUACGAAAUAAACGCCACCCCUAAAGGCUGGUCCUGCCACUGGGACAGCUCUGACAAAGGACAAACUUCAACUCACCCACGGAACGAAGAGCAAGAGUUCUGUCUCCUGCCAGCAGGUCAGACCCAAACAUUUCUUUUCUCUUAUUUUGAUGUGUUUUUUUUCCUUGACGGAAGUUUUUUCCUGUGUUUUGAAAUCUUUUGCUCUUUUGUUUUUCAGCUCCCAGAUCCGCUCCCUCUCUCUAGCAUUCACUGUUGUGUGUGGUUUAUGACACCCAAGAGCUCUCUUCCUCGCACCACGGGGGAGCAUAGACGCUAUUUCUAUGUUAACGAGCGCUCAGGAGAGUCCCAAUGGGAGUUCCCCGACGGGGAGGACGAAGAGGAGGAGGGAGGAGAGCGAAGUAGCGACAGAAAAAACGAAGGACCUCCUAAACCACCUCCCAAAGACAAAGGAGAGCGCGCCGAGGAACCCGCCGAGCGCUCCUCCGCAGGCUCCCUUUGUAAAGAAUCCUUCUCAGGCCAAGUCCCUGCCACGUCUCUCAUGCCGGUCACUCCGUUUUGGACUCUGCUCCAGUCCUCCGUGCCGGUUCUCCAACCUCCUUUGCCUUUGGAAAUGCCUCCGCCGCCGCCGCCUCCCCCCGACUCGCCCCCGCCGCCCCCUCCGCCGCCCCCACCGCCACCUCCCGGGGAAGAUGGCGAGAUCCAGGAAGUGGAGAUGGAAGAUGAGGGGGGCGAAGAACCACCAGCACCGGGAACGGAGGAGGAUGCUCCCCUGAAGCCUCUCCUGCGCCCAGCCACCAGCAGCAUCCAGGCUGCCAUGGAGCCGACCCCGACGCCGCUGCUCUCUGCCAAGCCGCAGAAGCGGAAAGCUGCCGAGAUGAGCCCGGGGGUGCUGCAGCGAGCGGCCACCAUCGGCAGCUGCCCGGUCAUCUACAGCCAGCCCCUGAUGGCCACCGGCAAAUACCAGCCCCCAGCCGUGCCCAUGGGCUCCCUGAGGCCUCGCCAGCGCCUGCAGCCGGAGAUCCAAGGCCGCCCCAACCUCCGCCUCGCCCCGGCCCACAGCGGUGCCGCCGCGCUGGGGCUGCAGUCCGGUUACCUGGGGGUGACGGCGCCUGCCGCGCCCUCCGUCAUCGGCUACUCCGAGUGCCCCGUGCCCGGCAGCCUCCCUGCCGCUGCCAUGCCGCCUGCCCCGGCACGAGCAGCCCUGCCCGCCGCCGAGCAGCCCCCGCCGCCGCCGCCCCCCCAGACGCCCCCGCCACCCACACCCAAGGCCCCGCCGCCACCGCCGGAGAAGGAGAAGCCGAGGAAGGGGCGGAAGGACAAGAGUAAGAAGGGGAAGACGAAGAUGCCGUCGCUGGUGAAGAAGUGGCAGAGUAUCCAGAGGGAGCUGGAUGAGGAGGAGAAUUCCAGCUCCAGCGAGGAGGACCGGGAGACCACGGCCCAGCGGCGCAUCGAGGAGUGGAAGCAGCAGCAGCUGAUGAGUGGUAUGGCAGAGAGGAAUGCCAACUUCGAGGCGCUGCCGGAGGACUGGCGAGCGCGGCUGAAGCGGAGGAAAACAGCCUCCAGCACCUGAGGCUCAGCAGCCUCCUUCCUGCCCUUGGGGUUUUUUUUUUUACAGAUGUACAGUCCCCUUCCCCCCCCAAGCCCCUUCUUGACCGUUGUCCAAUAAAUUGUAGCAGU